Messenger RNA from Pocillopora verrucosa, 1824 nucleotides. RefSeq lists its product as uncharacterized. NCBI's taxonomy places the organism in Eukaryota, Metazoa, Cnidaria, Anthozoa, Scleractinia, Pocilloporidae. The record is from RefSeq and is a predicted model, not a curated record.
UACUGUGUGACAUCUUGUCAUUGGUGGAAUUCAAAUUUCCAAAAGUUGGUUUUGUGUUUUAUUCUGAUUUUCUUCUGAUUUGCUUGUGUUAAUCACUCGUCAAACGAGUACCAGGUGCACGCGGCAGAAAAAAUGGCGCGGCAGGGAACAGAACACUGGUCACCAGAGCGCGCAGAUGAUUAUUAAAUAUUUAUAGGUUAUUAAUCUUCCCUUUAGUUUUAAUUAAGUGGAUAUGUUAUGAUACUCAGAUCUGAUCAAAUAUCACAAAGACGUGAAUCACGGUUUUUACACGUCGAAGGAGGAGGCGAAGUCGUUAGAUUGCACACUCAUUGCCACGAUGCAGCGAGAACUGACUAAGAACGCACCAAAAGUUGCACUGAAGUAAAAGACGAACGAUGCGUCUCUGGUACCUGCUAUUGGCUUUGAUUUGCCAAUUUUUGUUUUGCUGUAAAGCUCAAGACAAAGGAUCAACUACUGUGCAACAGGAAGCAUCACUGCUAAAAUUUUUCAAACUAAAUGGCGAUAACUACGUUGCAAGAAACACGGCAAUCAACUUCACAAACAAGAACGAGACGUUCAACCAUUCACGAAACUGUAAUCUCUUCAUCAAGGGAAUGUGCGUUCACAAACUCAAGAGUAAAAGUAACAAUGUGAAAAAGUCGUUCCGCCCCAAUGAUUAUGAUGACGAUGAUUAUGAUGAUGACGACGACGAAGCUCCCGACGACGAGGAAUUUUCGGAGGAGACACGUGAUCACGAAAAGUUAUACGACGAGGAACCAGAGGAUAUUGAGAAUUACGUGCCACGGCAUGGCAGGCCUGGGUUCGAGGAUGGUAUAGACAACGAUAUGGACGCAGAUUGGGACUGGGAGUCACAAAGACGAUAUUACGGAAGACAUGACAGGGAAAGAUGGAGACUUCGUCACCCACCGGACUAUGACGAUGACUACGAACCUAUUUAUUCCCCUUAUUACUACCAUUAUCCAAGACACACUCGUCAUCAUCAUCAUCGUCGUCGUCAUCAUUAUCAAGCUCCCGCACAUGCGAACUACAGAACAUUCAGCCACACGGUACCUUCUUGGUACACGUAUCCUCAGGGAUAUCCGGGCGGUACUCCCAUAUCAACUCCACCUCUUUCCUCGUAUGUUUCAAAUUCCGCAGGCGCGGGUUGGAUACAAGCUCCUGCCUCUUCUAAUGCGGGGUGGCAGCCUCGAUUUUAUCUUAAUCAGGGACCUGCAACGAAUAUGUUUAAAUCCCAACUUGCAGGAACCAGCAGCUGGGGCACUUAUCAACAAAACGUGUACAACUAUCCACACCGAGAAUCCAACUCCUUUUUCAUUCCACCAUAUUCUGCAUCGUCAAAUCCACAUCUACAAGUUACGACGCAGAACAGCGUGCAAUUUUCUCCUGCAAACUUUCUCCAUGGGAUAGCAACCUCUGUUACCCCACUAUCUAGCCAUAUCUAUCAAUACCCUCGGGUAAUUUAUAGCUCUAGACAUUUUGCUGGUCCAUUUUCCAGAUCAUUCCCGAAGCAUCGAGAGUUUUCUGACGCUGUUCUUAACAGAAUUAGAGACCAAAACCUUCACUAAGUAGAUCAGUGUACCCAACCCUUCCUUUUUGGACUGCGAUGCUGGCAACAGAAAUAUUUAAUAACAAUAUUUGCUACAACUGUGUCUCAAGGAAGGAACUUGAAGUUGGCCUGACUUUUCUAAAAACUUGUUUAAAACUCUGACAAUGCCACCACAAGAGACAACUGUUACGAAUAAAUCCUUCACCAAGUAUGUGACACUAUUAAAUGUCGGGGAAAACUAACUAUCAAGCACACUU